Molecule: messenger RNA, 450 nt
Organism: Python bivittatus (Burmese python)
Lineage: Eukaryota; Metazoa; Chordata; Lepidosauria; Squamata; Pythonidae
Source: RefSeq, a predicted model, not a curated record
AUUGAAUAUUUCAACAAUCAAAUCAUUGUCGAUCUGGUGGAAGAGCCCCAUAAGGGCAUCAUUGCCAUCCUGGACGAAGCGUGCUUGACCGUGGGGAAAAUCACCGAUGCCCUCUUCCUGGAGAGCAUGGAUGCCAGGCUUGGCAAACACCCCCAUUACACCAGCAGGAAGCUCAAUUCGGCGGACAAGUCCAUGGAGUACGGACGUGAUUUCCGGAUCAAGCAUUACGCAGGAGAUGUUACGUAUUCUGUGGAGGGAUUUCUGGACAAGAACAAGGACACCCUCUUCCAGGACUUCAAGCGACUGAUGUAUAACAGCGCAGACCCCCUCCUCCAGGAGAUGUGGCCUGAGGGCAAACAGAGCAUCACGGAGGUGACCAAGCGCCCCCUGACGGCUGCCACCCUCUUCAAGAACUCCAUCGUGUCCUUGGUGGAGAACCUGGCUUCCAAG